This is a messenger RNA of Porites lobata, 999 nucleotides long. The record is from the annotation of a GenBank genome assembly. Lineage: Eukaryota; Metazoa; Cnidaria; Anthozoa; Scleractinia; Poritidae.
AUGGCGGCUUUCCGUGCAAGUUUGCAUGCUCCUUCCUCCUUGGUUUGCUGUGCUGCAGAGUCCGAUAAUUCAUCAGAAGACGAACUACCUUUUGACGAAAAUAUUCCACUAGCUGGCUAUAAAGAUGAGGACGAGGAAGCGAUCGGUGAUGUUGAGUCAGUGUCAUCGCAAACGAGUCGUCCAAACUCGGGUUCAAAGAAAAAGGCGGGAAGAAGACCGACUUGGAGAGAAGACGACGUAACUGACCUGGUAGAUAUUGUGUGCAAUAGUGAGUAUUUUAAAAGAAAGAUUAUAUUUACGAACUCAAAGAACACGAAAAACAAUGAGAUUUAUGGCAAGUUGUUGAAAGAUUUGAAAGAACGGGCUCUUGCACGAGGUGACGAAUUUUCAUUUACUGUGAAUCAAGUGAGGAACAAAUUAAAGAAGCUGAUCAGUGAAUGUAAAAAGGCGGCCCUCACUAUUAAAACCGCUACAGGUAUUGAUCGCUUUCAAGAGGAAAAAAAUUAUGGUCCAUGGUUUGCAGUGCUAUUUGCAUUGGUGAAAACGCGUGAUUCUUGUCAGCCAGAUCGCGCGAUUGAGCCAACGGCUAGCGGUAGCAGUGAUGUUUUGAGCAACGGAAGUGAUCAUUCAUCAGCAUCAUCAAGCCCUGUACCUGUUGAUGACAGCGAGGAAAGUGCUGGUGAGAAAAAGCUUUUUGUUCCAAUAAAGAAUAGAGGGAAAAAAAGAAAAGAUUUUGCUUCAAGUGCUGUUGAAUGUAUGGAGAAGUUGUUAGAGAAAGACCCAACCAAAGACCUUCUGGAGUUUUACCGCGAAGAGAACGAAAAGGCUAGAAAGCACGAGAUGCAACUCAUGCAAAUGAUUAUGUCAACACAGGUGCAAGAUUCUGGGCAUUUCCCGCCUCAAGGAAACUCCCUGCAGUAUGGGUAUAGUUACCCGUCACAACAUUCCUAUCAAUAUAUGGAAAGCGGGAAUAUGGCACCAAAUUAUAUAAACCUUUGA